CCCAGUCCUUGUUCAUUCAUACUUCACUAUGAACUUUCUCAAGCGAGCCAUUGUCGAGCAGCCCGUCAUCUCGCUCUCCGUCCUGUUCGGCACCCUCGGCCCGCUGAUGGUCCUCAUCUCGAGCCCAGACUCGUCGCGUCACAUCAAGCCUUUCCUUGAGCCUCCGUUUGUCACGCUGCCCGAGAAGCGAUCAUAAUGGCGUCGAGCGACAAACCAAACCUCUUGCACAAAACACAAUACACUUAAUCCUUGGUUUACUUGCUGCGCGCUUCGAUUCUGUUGGACAGGCGACCUUCGCACUGC
Capsaspora owczarzaki ATCC 30864 is the source of this 303-nucleotide messenger RNA. RefSeq lists its product as hypothetical. The record is from RefSeq and is a predicted model, not a curated record. Lineage: Eukaryota; Filasterea; Ministeriida; Capsasporidae. The coding region runs from base 29 to 196 and encodes 55 amino acids. The transcript is spliced from 3 exons.